Molecule: messenger RNA, 5949 nt
Organism: Nomia melanderi (Alkali bee)
Lineage: Eukaryota; Metazoa; Arthropoda; Insecta; Hymenoptera; Halictidae
Product: glycogen debranching enzyme
Biological process (GO): glycogen catabolic process; glycogen biosynthetic process
Molecular function (GO): amylo-alpha-1,6-glucosidase activity; 4-alpha-glucanotransferase activity
Source: RefSeq, a predicted model, not a curated record
GCGCUCGGUAAUAGGAGACGAUCGUCAUGCGCAGAAUAUUUCAUUUACGGAUGCAAACGGGUUGACUGUAGAAUAUUCAGAAAAUCUUAUUUCAAUUAUUAUUAAAGUAUUAUCAGAUAUGUUUCAUACAUUUUUAGUGAAAGUAUCAUGAACAACUUUUUCUGAAUCAUUGAUAAAAUUACUGUGCCCUACAGAAUGAUUAUAACCUAAUAAAUAAGUUUAUAGGAAUUUAUGCAACGAAUUUUAUCAUAAAUAAAUGUCAAUAAAUGAGUGACCUUAAAAAUAUAUCUUUUAAGAGAAAUAAUAUUUAAAAAAUAGUCACGAAAUUGCCAUAGACAAUCGCCCAAUCAACGAGCUUGAAUUUAUCAACUGCAACCUGUCGUCUGCUUUCAGCUGUUGCUUAAACUUGAACCAUGCUUCUAUUUUCGUGACCUCCAAAGUUUGUCUUCUUAAAAUUAGAGGUCAAAAUCAAACCAAACGCGUUAGUCUUAAAUUUAUCACAAAAAUAAUCUAUUGUACAGUGAAUCAUAUUUAAACAUUCUUUUCCUGUGGAGAAAGUUUGCGUUAGAAUUUCGUUUUAUUUAAUGUUUCGGUUACAUUUUUCUCCUGUUCUUUCGGAAUGAAAAUAUAAUAUUUUUCCUAUUGAAAAGUUAGCAGAGUAGUCAGGUAUGGAAAAAAAUGUACAAGAUGUCCACAGGAGAAAAUUGUAAUAUGUGUUUCCUAAGACGCUGUUGUAACGAGUUUACAUUGCAUGUUUUAGUUACACGAGGGAAUCAGACUAAAUGGCCUUUGCUUAAGUAAAAAAAGAACAACUGUGAUAAGAGCUGUGAUAAUAUACAAUUAAUUUAACGAAUUCGUUUCGCUUAGUAACAAGUGAUUUCAGCCGUAUGAUUCCUUUAUUUUGAAAAUGGGUUCUGUGCUUGCAAUAAGUAAUUUUUUACGAGAUACAUCAAAGGCACUAAUCAAGAAGCUUAGGAGCAUUCUUCAACGUAUUUACAGUUGUCACUACUUAAAAUGUCUUUGCUAUUAUACUAACACUUCAAUGGUAGAAUAAUAAUCGUAAUAAUUUAUUUGUUAAAAUUGGUCACAAUUAAGUUGGGUAGUAGAUAUAAAACCGUAGUAAUAAAUGUACAAUUAAUAUUAUAUGGUAGGAAGUCUGCUUCUGUCUUUAGUAUUACAAAGAGGCAAUAACCGAGAAUAUGACAGAACAUACGUCAUCGUCUCAAAGUUUGGACUCUGAACAGAUAAGAGUCUUAACUUUAAAUAAUGGAGAACAUCUUGAUGGUAUACUAUAUAGAUUAAAGAAAGGAUGGAGAGUGGAAUUUCGAUUAGGCGCUUCUUUGCUUGGGAAGACACUUGAUCUAUUUAUAAAUCAUCCUUUGGAGAAAAAUCAAAAAUUUGAGAGACAUACAUAUUACCCAUUAGAAUGGUCAAAUGAGACAGCUAGUAUAUGUUUAUCUUUAGCUGGUUCAUUUCAUUAUUACCUUACAGAUCCUAAUUCCGAAGGUGUAAAACCAAUUGCUUCUGGAUACUUGCUAGUUGAUCCAGAACUUAAAAUUGGAGAACUUGGAGAGACCCUACCAUUAGAUUGUAUUCAGUGUCAAACUGUUUUGGCCAAAUGUUUAGGACCUUUUUCCACAUGGGAAGAUAAGCUUUUAGUAGCUCGGAAUUCUGGAUACAAUGUAGUCCACUUUACACCUAUUCAGGAAUUGGGGUUCUCUAAAUCAUCUUAUAGUCUUAGCGAUCAAUUAAAAUUAAAUCCUUCCUUUAACGAUGACGAUAAACUAGUUACAUUCGACGAUAUUGAAGAACUCACGAAUAAAAUGCGUAAUGAAUGGAACAUGUUAAGUAUAUGUGAUAUCGUGCUGAAUCACACAGCCAACGAAAGUCCUUUCUUAGUAUCCCAUCCGGAAUGUACAUAUAAUUGUUUAAAUAGUCCUCAUUUGCGUCCUGCAUACAUUUUGGAUGCGACAUUAUUUGAAUUGACAGUGCAAGUAGCUGCUGGGGAAUGGGAAUUUAAGGGUAUUCCUUCAGUAGUCGAAACUGAAGAACACCUAAACUCAAUUCGUCAUGCACUUCAUACAUAUUUUCUACCUCUUGUGAAAAUACAAGAAUUAUAUAUAGUAGACAUUAAUGAAACUAUUGCUGAAUUUUUAAACUUGGCACGAAAUCAGAUGCCUCAAGACAUUACUGAACCGAUAUUGGAAGACAUCAAAGUGAUAAGAGACCCAAAAUUCCGUAGAUUAAAGGCAACUAUAAAUAUGCAACUAGCAUUACAAAAAUACAAUGUAUACAGAGCUGACUGUUUUGAUGAAGAAACUCGUCUAAAACGUUGCGCAGAAGAUUUAAGGAAAAAGUUACAGGAACUGAACGACGUAAUCAUUAACGAAGUACAAAAUCAUUUGAACGCUGCGAUUGAGAAUACAAUUGCUGGUAUAAGAUACUUUAGAGUACAACCUGAUGGACCAAAACUUAAAGAAAUAAGUGAAAGGAAUCCUCUUGUCCCUAGAUAUUUUACUGACUACGGAGCUCCUCAAACGUUGAGCGAGAGGGAAACAACAAUGUAUUCGGAUGCGGGAUGUUACCUUAUGGUUCAUAAUGGAUGGGUAAUGAACGGUGAUCCUCUGAAGAAUUUUGCAGAUCCAGAUUCCAAUGUUUAUAUAAGAAGAGAAUUAAUUGCUUGGGGUGAUAGCGUAAAAUUAAGGUAUGGAGACAAACCAGAAGAUUGUCCAUUCUUAUGGCAACACAUGACUUCUUAUGUUGAACAAACAGCUAAAAUAUUCGAUGGUAUCCGUUUGGACAAUUGUCAUUCAACACCUAUCCCGGUCGCAGAGUACAUGCUUGAUGUUGCCCGCCGAGUCCGUCCAGAUUUAUACGUUGUCGCAGAACUCUUCACUAAUUCUGAUCAAAAGGAUAAUAUAUUUGUAAAUCGUCUUGGUAUCACUUCUUUAAUUCGGGAAGCGAUGUCUGCAUGGGACAGCCACGAGGAAGGUCGAUUGGUCUACAGAUAUGGAGGUGAACCAGUCGGAGCGUUUAUGCAACCACGUAAACGACCCUUGGUACCGAGCAUAGCACAUGCACUUUUCCUGGACCUGACUCAUGAUAAUCCUAGCCCCGCAGAGAAGCGUAGCAUAUUUGAUUUACUUCCAAGUGCUGCACUUGUGUCGAUGGCCGCAUGUGCCAGUGGCAGUAAUCGUGGAUACGAUGAACUAAUUCCUCAUCAUAUACACGUGGUGGACGAAACAAGACAAUACGCUUCUUGGACAGACGAUGAAGAUUUGAUAGAUGGUGUUGGGCUGGUAGGUCUAAAAACAGGCAUAAUUGCAGGGAAGAAAGCGUUGAACGAGUUACAUUAUAAUCUGGGUCAACAGAAAUUUUCUCAGGUUUUCGUUGACCAAAUGGACAGUGACAUAGUAGCUGUAACAAGACACUCUCCAACAACCCACGAUAGCGUAGUUCUCGUUGCCUUCACAGCAUUCAAACAUCCAGAUCCCAAUGCUAAUGAUUUGAGAAGACAUGUAAAGCCGUUGCGUGUGGAAGGUGUGGUAGAAGAGAUCAUUUUAGAAGCAUCUUUGUCUCAUGUAGGAGUAAAGAAUGGAACUUCACCUUUCCAUUAUCCGGAAAAAUAUACGCAAGACGAAACGUAUAUAAACGGUCUGUCUGAGUAUGUUUUAAGUCUCAAAGAACACAUACAAAUCUGUGAUUCAGAAGCAUUGGAGAAAGUUGAUUCUGGAGAUCCUAAGAUCACUCAGCUGAACUUCGUAAAUUUCCAACCAGGCUCUAUUAUUGCUAUUCGAGUAUCACUUCAUGCUAACAUAAAGCCUGCUCUUGCAAAAUUGCACAACACCAUCUCAAUAAUAACAUCAUCGAAGAGUUCUGAUUUACGUGUUCUAGCGUCUCGUAUGGACUUGGUAGAUUUGAAUAAGGCUUUGUAUAGAUGUGAUCAAGAAGAACGUGAUGAAACUUCAAACAGAUUUGGCGUGUAUGAUAUCCCUGGAUACGGUCCUCUUGUCUACGCAGGGCUGCAAGGCAUCAUUUCUCUAUUAGCGGAUAUCCGUCCAAACAAUGAUUUGGGUCAUCCAAUGUGCAUUAAUCUGAGACAGGGUAAUUGGUUAAUCGACUACACGUGGCAACGGCUAAAGGAAGAUGAUGGAACCAGAUCCCUUGGGGAAUGGUUGGAAGAAGCUACUGAGCCAUUCAAAUUGAUACCUCGUUAUUUAGUACCUAGUUACUUCGAUGUCAUAAUCGUGAACGUUUAUAUGAUUCUCCUUGAACAAUGCUACAGUUUAAUGUCAAGCUUCGUGAAAGAUGGGUCUACUUUCAUUAAGAUGCUGUCCCUGAUUUCAAUACAAAUGGCAGCAGUAGUAAAAUCCGCUCCGUUACCAGACUUGUCACCCAAUUUAGAUUCUCCUAAACCAACAAUUAAACAAUAUAACGGAGAAAGUGAACAACUGUGCAUGACAUUGUCCGCUGGCUUGCCGCACUUUACAACCGGUUACAUGAGAAAUUGGGGAAGAGACACAUUCAUUUCUUUAAGAGGGUUACUCAUACUAACAGGAAGACAUGUAGAAGCAAGAUUUAUCAUUCUUGGUUAUGCAGGAACUUUACGACAUGGUCUGAUCCCUAAUCUACUUGACAAAGGAAAGAAUGCCAGAUACAAUUGUCGAGAUUCUCUGUGGUGGUGGCUAUACACGAUUCAGUGUUACAUACAAGAAGUACCGAAUGGUUUGAAAAUUUUAACUGAUAAAGUUUCCAGAUUGUUCCCAACUGACGAUUCACCAGCAUUGCCUGCAGGACAAGUAGAUCAACCAUUGCACGACAUUAUCCAAGAGGCUCUGUCAACACACUUCCAAGGACUUUGCUUCAGGGAAAGAAAUGCCGGAAGACAAAUUGACGAGCAAAUGACCGACCGUGGUUUUAAUAAUCAAAUUGGAGUGCAUCCAGAGACUGGAUUCAUAUUUGGAGGAAAUGACGCUAACUGUGGUACUUGGAUGGACAAAAUGGGAUCUUCUGAGAAAGCUGGCAAUAAAGGGAAACCUGCUACACCAAGAGAUGGUUCAGCUGUAGAGAUAGUGGGACUCAGCAAGAGUAUUCUGAGUUUCUUGGCUGAAUUGUACAAACAAAACCUUUUCCCUUACGGCAGCGUGCAAAGAAAGAACCGCGAUGGAUCUGUCGUAACCUGGAGCUACAAGCAAUGGGCGGACAAAAUUUCAUUGAACUUUGAAAAAUACUUUUAUGUCAAUGAAACCCCAACUGAAAACGAAUUAAAGCCAGAGCUAAUCCAUCGCCGUGGGAUUUUUAAAGAUAGCCAUGGUGCGACACAAGCAUGGGCUGAUUAUCAGUUGCGACCUAACUUCCCCAUCGCUAUGGUAGUUGCUCCAGAAUUAUUCAACCCGCAACACGCAUGGACGGCAUUAAAGAAAGUUGAAGAAAUUUUGUUAGGUCCACUUGGAAUGAAGACAUUAGAUCCUGCUGACUGGGCUUACAAUGGAUAUUAUGAUAACUCUAACGAUAGUGGUGACACUAAGUUGGCCCAUGGUUGGAAUUACCAUCAAGGCCCUGAAUGGGUCUGGCCUAUGGGGUAUUUCCUUCGAGCUCGAUUAUACUUUGCCCCAUUAGUUGGUGGAAAAGAAGAAUUGCUGCGUACGAUUGAGUCAACCGAAACUAUUCUCUCUCGACACUUCAUAGAAGCUUCCACGAAUCACUGGAGAGGCCUUCCUGAAUUGACUAACAAAGAUGGCGAAUAUUGCAAAGACAGCUGCAGAACUCAAGCUUGGAGCGCUUCUGCUAUACUAGAGGUUCUUUACGACUUAGAUAAAACAAAACGGGAGUUACGUUCCGAAGAAGUUGAAAGAGCUAAUUGAUACAGUUUUGCGUGUGUUCACCACCGCCAGUUACACUUAGAACAUUUGCGACUAGAGGAAGAACGUAGGUAUAGAAAUAGGGAAC